UUCUACAAAAAAGUACAGCAACCGAAUGCCCCAGCCAAACGACGCUGAAGAGUUCCGCAGAAGCGUGUUGGCCGGUUUCAAGGAAAUUAACUGGUUCUCUUUCAGACCAGAAGAUCUACCCAACAAUGGCUGCUGUUCAUACCAAGUGGACCAGUAUUUAACCAACGGCCAGAAAAAUGGUCUGUCGCCAGAAGAGUAUCUAAACAAAACUUUUACCUUGGACAUACUCGACAGAAGCAGACCUUUAGUAUAUGUCAAGGCCAAAUUUAAUGAUGUGGUUUGUAUGAGUGUGGUCAGUCAAAUUGGCUUCGGACAAGGAAAACUUCGGAUUGUAGGAGGCCACGGGAAGCGACAUCCUUUCAUGCUUCCACCACUGGGCGGAAACAACACAGAUCAGAUAGCAGUGUUCCGGGGGCCUCACAUAGGCGACAAUUUGACAAUGGCGUGGUUCGUUGUUCAUGUCCUUUGCGCAGAAAAGCCAGAGUUAUGUCCAGGAAUCGAUGCAUAUAGUGCUACAUCCGCCAGUGACAAAAUACCAGCUUUUUUGAAACCACGAUAUGAUGCGAACUGAUUCUCUCUUUGCAUGUACAGAAAACACAGAACUGUCUGCAUUAUGUAUGCAAUUGUAGACAUCAACCGACAGAAUCAUCAAAAUGAAGAAAGUAACUUCUGAAAAAAUAAAUUGGUUACAACGGA
Molecule: messenger RNA, 696 nt
Organism: Symsagittifera roscoffensis
Lineage: Eukaryota; Metazoa; Xenacoelomorpha; Acoela; Convolutidae
Exons: 3
Coding region: 26-571 (181 amino acids)
Source: RefSeq, a predicted model, not a curated record